AUGGAGUCCCCGUCGGGCUCGGCACCAGCAGAUGACAAAAAGGAGGACUCGAACUUGCUCGAGGAGCCGGCCAUAGAGCGGAAGCGCUCCGGCGGCCGCUCCCCCACACAACUUCACCGCGAGCACAGUCGCGACUUAUCUCAGGGGUUCCGGCACUACCCGAGGACAACAAGUAUAGGCAGCAAAGGGAGUCGAAAAAGCGCGCUGCUGGGCAGUAGACAGCCGAGCGAGGACAGUAGGACGUUACGGUUUACGGUAAAUGGCGGGGCGCCGACGAGUCCGAAUGAGUCGUUCAACACCAAAGGGAACUGGAUGCGGCGGUUAUCAGUUGCGCCGGGGCUUGCGCUACGCGAAGCAGGCCUGUCGCGGAUACGAGUGCGUGGCCACCUCGGUCACCUCCAGUAUGGGGAGAUUUUGAAGCGCUUCGAGCGGCAGAGUACCUUUCACGGCAUCUGCCACGCGUCGUUGGCCCCGAAUAAAAAGUGGCGGAUCUUUUGGUACACCGCAUUCGGGAUCUGCUUCCUUUUUCUGCUCGUGCAGGUCGUCUUUCUCGUCAUAAAGUAUCGGGAGUACAAGAAGACGGUCGAUCUUGAUCUCAAAUUUGAAAAUGCACCAUUCCCGUCGAUCACAUUGUGCAACUUGAAUCCGUAUAAAAGAAGUGCUAUAAUGCAGAAUCCAGAGACUAAAAAGACGAUGGAAAUGUUCUCAAAACUCGUGAAUAAAGGUGACAAAUCGGAGGGCGUGGCAGCGUUGUUACAGGCGCGCUUACAAAGCCGAGUACGCCGCGGCAAACGACGGGUGAACAAAGCUCACAACCGACGAUAUCACCAAGUAUUCGCGCAAUGUCUCUGUGAUGUGGAUACAAUAAGCGGGGAGCGGAAAGGUGGCUGUAUCGUGGCGCAGAGUGGGAAGGUGUCCUUCGGCUUCACCACGGCCACCCCGUUUAAUUUGCAUCCCGCAAAAUGCCUCUGCCAGCUUGAUACGACGUCGAAGACCAUGUGGCCGUGCUUUCCAUAUUCAACCUGGAAAGAGCGCCUAUGCGCCGAGUGCGUGCCCAGCUCCGGCCACUGCCCGAUGCGCUUCUACAAGGGCAACGAAAAGUACGAGGACAUCCAGGACAAAGUCGACAUCUGCCUCUGCCACAAGGACUACAACCACUGCAUCCAAAACAACGAAGGAAACGUCAUCCCCGAGAUCGGGCCCGAGGAAGAGAUCUCCUCGCUGAACAUCACCGCCCAGACGCAGAAAGCUUUGGCCAAGGCUGGAGGCCCCAAGGUCACCACCACAACAACCACCGAGGCUCCAGAAGUAAUUGAAGCUAUGGGCUUUGCGGAGCUCACGGAUGAGAUUGCCAUCACCUCCCAGGCCCAGCAGAACAUGAUGUACACCGUGGGAAGUAUGGGGGAUGGCGAGAAGACGACCAUGUCCCAGACCAAGGACGACUUCAUCUUGCGCUGCUCGUUCAACCAGAAGGAUUGCAACAUUGACGAGGACUUCAAGCUGCACUACGACCAGACCUACGGAAAUUGCUUUACGUUCAACUUCAAUCGAACGAAAAAGCUGGAGGCCCAUCGAGCCGGAGCCAAUUAUGGUCUGAAAGUGAUUUUGUACGCCGACAUUGCCGAGUAUCUACCCACCACCGAAGCCGUCGGUUUCCGGAUCACCGUGCACGACAAGUGGAUCGUCCCUUUCCCCGAUGCUUUUGGCUACAACGCGCCCACCGGGUUCCUGUCGGCAUUUGGUGUCCGCAUGAAAAAGUUCCGACGCCUCGGGCCGCCCUACGGGGACUGCCGAUCCCCAGCCAAGAACGAGAUGAAGGACGACUUUUUCUUGUACCAGAAUUUCAACUAUUCAGUGGAGGCUUGCCACCGGAGUUGCACCCAACAAGAGAUCCUCGGCAAGUGCGGAUGCGCAGACCCCAUGUAUCCGCUGCCCAACAACCCGGGUGUGGAGAACUGCAAGGCUGGCGAUCCAAUGGCAAGGGACUGCAUCAAGAACACCUCGAUCGAGAUUGGUGCCAAGAUUGCGGAGAACGAGCUGAGGAACUGUAUGUGUCACCAGCCUUGCGAGGAAACCAACUACGAGGUGACCUACUCGGCAGCCCGAUGGCCAUCCGGGUCGGCCAACGUGAUGGAGUGCGUCUCCGGGGACUCGCUCUGCCUCGAGAAGUACAAGAAAAACGCCGCCAUGGUCCAAGUCUUUUACGAAGAGCUGAAUUACGAGACGAUGGAGGAAUCGCCCCAGUAUUCGCUAACCAGCAUCCUGGCCGACUUGGGUGGUUUGACCGGACUUUGGAUCGGAGCCUCGGUCGUUAGUUUAUUGGAAAUCGGCUCGUUGAUACUGUUCUGCUGCCAGGCUUGGUUCCGGAAACGGAAGGCCAACUCCUCCAACACCCCGUCCGUAAUCGUGCCCGUCCAACAAAGCACCCGACUCUCCGUCCACUCCUCUAGCAUCCCUCGCUCAAAACAAUCUCUAGUCCUCGACGAAGUCCCACCUAUCCUCGAAAUCACACCCAAAUCCUCUACGAGCUCAAUCAUAUCCCAGCCCUCUCGGCCACCCUCCAGAAAAAGCAAGUCCAGCCUACGCUACAUUCCCCCCGACGAAGAGCUGCCCUGUCUGUGCAAGUACAACGACAUGGGCUUCAUCGUGCAUAUGAAAGCAAUGUGUCCGGUGCAUGGGAUUAAGGAACCUCAUCUCGGAGAUUAUUCUCAUGGAAACCUG
Molecule: messenger RNA, 2721 nt
Organism: Mesorhabditis spiculigera
Lineage: Eukaryota; Metazoa; Nematoda; Chromadorea; Rhabditida; Rhabditidae
Source: the annotation of a GenBank genome assembly